UAACGGCGCGGGGCGGCAUGGGCUCGGGCCACUGCCUCCGCCCGGCCGCCCGCCCGGACUGUCGCGGCCCGCGGUGGAGACCGCGCCGGCAGCAAAGUUUCCCCGGCAGCGGCCCGGGGGCGCAUCCUCCCGCAACUGUCAAGCGCUGGCGGCGGAAAUGAUGAGGCGCUGGCCAUUUUCCGAGCUCGGGUUUCCUGCCUGAGCCCCUCUCGUGCGAGCCGCAAGCCAGGAGCCGGCGCGCGGGAGAGAACGCGCCCAGGGCGGGGGCCCGCCCGCCCCCUCGGGAUUUUGGGAUCCGGGGGGACGAGCGACGCCAUGGGCCGGCAGGGCCCGGACCCCCUCUCUCUCAGGCAUUUACUGAGCUCCUGUUGCAUGCUAGGAACUGGGGAUGGAGCAGGGAAGAGCUCCUGGCCUAGAAGAGCUCACAGUCUGGUGGGGGAAUAGCCACUAAUUAACUCACAGUUAUUGAAUGAUGGCAUGUGACCAGCAUACUGAAGGACAAGUUCAGGACUCGAAUUGAUUGCCUGGCCGCUCCACCUCGGUCUCCGCCAUGAACGGGCCGGCCCUGCAGCCCUCCUCGGCCUCCUCCGCAUGCUCUGCCUCAUCUGCAGCAGCGGCCGCGUCUCCGUCCCCGCGGGGCUGGAGCGAGUUCUGCGAGCUGCACGCCGUGGCCACUGCCCGGGAGCUGGCCCGGCAGUACUGGCUCUUCGCCCGCGAGCACCCGCACCACGCGCCGCUGCGCGCCGAGCUCGUGUCACUGCAGUUCACCGAUCUCUUCCAGCGCUACUUCUGCCGCGAGGUGCGCGAGGGCUGGGCGCCCGGGCCGUCGGGGCUCCGGAACGCGCCGCCGGCGCGCGACUACCGUGAGACGGGCCGCGGGCCCCCCACCAAGGCCGAGGUGUCCCCCGCUGAGCCGGGCGCAGGCGCCGCCGCCCCUGCCCUGCCGAAGGCCCGCAGCUCGGAGGAGCUGGCCCCGCCGCGGCCGCCCGCCUACUCCCUCCAGCACCUGCGCCACAGCCUCCGCCACAUCCUCCGCCGCGGCUCGGCCGGGGAGCUGCCCGCCGCCGGGGCCGCGGGAGAGGCGCCGGCCCGGCCCGGCCCGGUCCGGAAGCGUCUGCCCUGGAGCCUGGCUCGGGAGCCGCUGCCCGAGGCCCUCAAGGAGGCGACGCUGCGCUACAGCCUGGCCGACGAGGCCUCCAUGGACAGCGGCGCGCGCUGGCAGCGGGGCCGGCUGGCACUGCGGGGCGCCCGGGGCCCCGAGGGCGCGGCCCGCGUGCUGGAGCUCUUCGACCCACCCAAGAGUUCAAAGCCCAAGUUACAAGCAGCCUGCUCUAGCAUCCAGGAGGUCCGGCGAUGCACACGCCUUGAGAUGCCCGACAACUUGUACACCUUUGUGCUGAAGGUGAAGGAUCGGACAGACAUCAUCUUUGAGGUGGGAGAUGAGCAGCAGCUGAAUUCAUGGAUGGCUGAGCUCCAGGAAUAUACAAGCCAAGGCAGGCUGGAGAGCACAGACCCAGAGAUGCAUAUUCCCUCAGCUCCAGAACCCGGCACAUCCAACUCUCCAAGAGGAAGCAUGGAUUCUCUGAACCAAGGUGCUUCUCCUGGGGGGUUGCUGGACCCAGCCUGCCAGAAAACCGAUCACUUCCUGUCCUGCUAUCCCUGGUUCCACGGCCCCAUCUCCCGAGUGAAGGCAGCUCAGCUGGUUCAGCUGCAAGGCCCUGAUGCUCAUGGAGUGUUCCUAGUGCGGCAGAGUGAGACACGGCGUGGGGAGUAUGUGCUCACAUUCAACUUCCAAGGCAUAGCCAAGCACCUGCGCCUGUCACUGACUGAGCGGGGCCAGUGCCGCGUGCAGCACCUGCACUUUCCCUCAGUUGUGGACAUGCUACACCACUUCCAACGCUCACCCAUCCCACUCGAGUGCGGUGCCGCCUGUGACGUCCGGCUGUCCAGCUAUGUGGUAGUUGUCUCCCAGCCACCAGGGUCCUCCAACACCGUCCUGUUCCCUUUCUCCCUGUCUCGCUGGGACUCAGAGCUGGGCCUUCCCCACCUUAGCUCUUCUGGCUGUCCGCAGAGACUUGGCCUAGAGGCCCUCCCAGGCCGAUCCUCUCCCCCAGAGCAGAUCUUCCACCUGGUGCCUUCACCGGAGGAGCUGGCCAACAGCCUGAGGCACCUGGAGCCCGAGCCUGCCAGUCGAGCCCGGGACUCAGACUACGAAAUGGACGCCUCUUCCCGGAACCACCUGCGGGCCAUAGACAAUCAGUACACACCUCUCUGA
Molecule: messenger RNA, 2275 nt
Organism: Manis javanica (Malayan pangolin)
Lineage: Eukaryota; Metazoa; Chordata; Mammalia; Pholidota; Manidae
Gene: SH2B3
Product: SH2B adaptor protein 3
Biological process (GO): intracellular signal transduction
Cellular component (GO): plasma membrane
Molecular function (GO): transmembrane receptor protein tyrosine kinase adaptor activity
Source: RefSeq, a predicted model, not a curated record